AUUGGUCAAAGUCAUACACUUUGACCUAACGCGUAAGACGGAAGUGGAGCCCAUCCGCAGUUUCCACAAUGAUGAGACUGGAUGACAACGAUGAUGACGUCUCCCUGUUUGAUGCAGAGGAGGAUACAGGCAGAGGAGGAAAGUCAAAGAAGACUAAAAUCAAACAUCCAGUGGCCUCCUUCUUCCACCUAUUCUUCAGAGUGAGUGCCAUCCUGGUGUACCUGCUCUGUGAGCUCCUCAGCAGUAGCUUCAUCGCCUGCAUGGUCACCAUCAUCCUCUUCCUGUCAGCUGACUUCUGGACCGUUAAGAACAUCACAGGGCGGUUGAUGGUGGGCCUGAGGUGGUGGAACCAGGUUGAUAAAGAUGGAAAAAGCCACUGGGUGUUUGAGUCCAGAAAGGAGAAUUCGAAGCAGCUGGUGUCAGACUCCGAGACGAGGGUCUUCUGGCUGGGCCUGGUCGUGUGUCCUGUCAUCUGGGUCUUCUUUGUCUUCAGCACCCUCUUCUCCUUCAAGAUUAAGUGGCUGGCUGUGGUGAUCAUGGGCGUGGUGUUACAGGGGGCUAACCUGUAUGGGUAUGUUCGCUGUAAAGUGGGCAGCAGGACGAACUUCAAGGACUUGGCUACUAACUAUUUCGGACGGCAGAUUCUCAAACAGGCAAUGACUAAACAAGAGGAGUCAUAAAGAAGGACGACUACUCUUAAGAUUUUAACUUAUGUUUGCAUUAUUGUGAAUGCCACUGUAUAUCUGGAGUUUUACUAGUAACUAAUACUUAAUAGAAACCUUUCGGGACAUUGCUUACCUUUUUGAAGAGUUUUCCCAUUUUGAUACCAUUUCAAGAGAGAAAUAGCAUAAUUUGUAGAUAAGGCUGUUUUUCCACUGUAGCUAUACUGACUCAAAGCAAAUCCCUUAUCUGUUUUGUUGUUUUGCAUAUUUGUUGCUUUGCCUAGACUUUAUACAAUACAAUUUAAAUGUUGUUUCUGACUUGUAUUAUACAAACAUGUUGCCUGUAUAAUAUUCAUGGUUGUAAAUAUAGAACAUCAAGGUCAUGUGUUCACGUGAGACGUCUUUUUGUGCAAAUACAUUUAUAACAUUUCCAAAAUGA
Messenger RNA from Coregonus clupeaformis (lake whitefish), 1101 nucleotides. RefSeq names its product Golgi apparatus membrane protein TVP23 homolog B. Bases 69 to 680 code for a protein of 203 amino acids. The transcript has 7 exons. Gene Ontology annotation, cellular component: Golgi membrane. Gene Ontology annotation, biological process: vesicle-mediated transport; protein secretion. The record is from RefSeq and is a predicted model, not a curated record. NCBI's taxonomy places the organism in Eukaryota, Metazoa, Chordata, Actinopteri, Salmoniformes, Salmonidae.